Messenger RNA from Ricinus communis (castor bean), 2437 nucleotides. Its product is annotated as UNC93-like protein 3. The record is from RefSeq and is a predicted model, not a curated record. Gene Ontology annotation, biological process: potassium ion homeostasis. The coding region runs from base 973 to 2292 and encodes 439 amino acids. NCBI's taxonomy places the organism in Eukaryota, Viridiplantae, Streptophyta, Magnoliopsida, Malpighiales, Euphorbiaceae. The transcript has 10 exons.
UAAACACUGUUAGCCUUUUUUACUUUCUUGUUGAUGUCUUGUCGGCAUUAUCGAUAUUAAGUAGAGGUUUUAUAAAGUUGUGAACAUAACUUAUAUGCUUCUGCCGAGGAAGCAACGCUACCUCUCUCUCUCUAUUAUAUAGUUAUCUUCUUUCCUUCUUUUUAUAGGUCCAUUUUUCUUAAUUUUCUUUUCUCAUUGUAAUAAUUAUGGUUUUUUUUUUUUUUUUUUCCCCUCUUUUCACAGUCUUCUUUGCCUAAUAAAGUUGUGCACGAGAAGGAGAGAAGAGAAGGAAAAGGUUGAGAAAGGAAAUGUGUCUUGAAAUAAAAGGGCGCCUGAAAUGUAUAUAAUAUAUUGAGAAUAUGUUGCCUCAAAAUACUUGGACAACAGCAAUUUUCAUAUGUGUUAAUCAAAACUUUUUGAUAUUUUCAUCUAUGAAAAUCAAGAAUUUAUUUAAUUUGAGUAAAUAUUCUUGUUCACCAUACAGAUCUUAUAAAAGGAAAAAUAGAAGAUAAAUAAUAUAUAAACGAUCAAUUAACCAAAAAAAAAAAAAGAAAGCAACUCUGGGGAAAAUUCUUAGCCUAUUUUGAUCCAUCAAUGACUAAAAAGUAAUAUAAAAUUUGAGACUAUUGGUCAUCUUCUGCUCCCAUCGCCGUCUGUCUCAUCGGCAGAUUCUUUGAAUUAUCCGAAGAACUUUUUUGAUACUGCCUUUGAUUCUUUAGAAACAGUACAAAAGGGAAAAAGGAAAAGAAUCAGGAAUCAAACAGGCGCAGUAAUUUCUCGAUUAAAUUAAUGAAAAUAUAAAAAAACUCUUUCAUUUGUCUUCAAAUUCUCAAGAUUCCAGCCGGCUCUCAGUCUUGCUUUGGCCCCACUUUGUUGGAUUCUUGUUAAUCAAUCAUUUCUAGGUUUGUAUAGUAAUGCUACUUUAAAAACUGAACUUGGUUCAAUUGAGAGGUCAAUUCAAGAGAAGCGAAAAUGGCCACUGAAGAUGCAAGAGAUGAAGAGAGACCAUUGGUCCUUGAUAAUUUGCAGAAUCAUGCACCCCAGAAUCAUACAAGAGAUAUUCAUAUUCUUAGCUCUGCUUUUUUACUAGUCUUUCUUGCCUAUGGAGCCGCUCAGAAUCUGCAAACUACUAUCAAUACUGUACAUGAUCUGGGUACAAUCUCCCUUGGGAUAUUGUAUCUUUCUUUUACAUUUUUCUCUGUAAUAGCGUCUUUGGUGGUUCGGUUUUUGGGGUCCAAGAAUGCUGUGGUUCUUGGGACUACUGGUUAUUGGCUGUUCAUUGCUGCAAAUUUGAUGCCCACUUGGUAUACAAUGGUACCAGCUUCCUUGUAUCUUGGGUUUGCUGCCUCAAUUAUAUGGGUUGGACAGGGUACAUAUCUCACUUCGACUGCGCGCAGUCAUGCAGCAGAUUAUGACUUGCAUGAAGGAACUGUUAUUGGUAACUUCAAUGGAGAAUUUUGGGGAGUGUUUGCCUGCCACCAGUUGGUUGGAAAUCUCAUCUCACUUGCUAUUCUAAGAGAUGGAACAGGGGGAACUACCAGCGGCACAACAUUAUUGUUCUUUGUGUUUCUUUGCAUUGUGACCUUAGGUAUCAUAUUGAUGUGCUUCUUAAGUAAAAGAGUCCCCAAAGGAGAAGAAGGACGAGAAGAUUCUUCUGUCAGCUUAUAUUCUUCUCUAAUAUCAAAGUCGAAAUCGGUUAUUGCUCCUCUGCUUGACAUUCGGAUGCUGCUGAUCAUUCCCCUAAUUGCAUAUUCAGGAUUACAACAAGCAUUUGUUUGGGCUGAAUUCACCAAGGAUAUUGUAACUCCAGCACUUGGUGUGUCUGGUGUUGGCGGUUCAAUGGCAGUAUAUGGCGCUUUUGAUGCCAUAUGUUCUCUUGCUGCUGGUCGACUUACAUCUGGUCUUCAAUCAAUCACUUGGAUAGUAUCUGCUGGAGCUUUUCUUCAUGCUAUUGUAUUUCUCUGGAUUCUGCUAAAGUACAGUUUAACAAGUGGAAUACUUGGUGUCCUAUACCCACUUCUCAUGGCAGCAAUGCUGGGUGUCGGUGAUGGAGUAUUGAAUACACAGCUUAGUGCUUUGCUUGGAAUUCUUUUCAAGCAUGAUAUGGAAGGAGCAUUUGCGCAACUCAAGGUCUGGCAAAGUGCUUCCAUCGCAGUUGUGUUCUUUGUCAAUCCCUACAUCUCAUUGCAGACGAUGGUGGUGAUUAUGAUUGCAGCAUUGUUUAUAGCAGUGGCCGGAUUUUUAUUUUUGACACUCCAGGUAGAGAAAGCUUUCUUCUCUCCACGUUCAUGAUAUUUGAAGCAAGGAACUUUACUGCUUCAGGAAAAUGAUGAUACAAGUCAUGUCUAAUCUUCCCGUAAAAACCCAUCCCUUUGCAGAUCUGGUUUUUGUAAUAUGUUUCAUUUGCAUUAAUAUAUAUAUAAUUCAAAGUUUGACA